Molecule: messenger RNA, 2082 nt
Organism: Xenopus tropicalis (tropical clawed frog)
Lineage: Eukaryota; Metazoa; Chordata; Amphibia; Anura; Pipidae
Gene: ung
Product: uracil DNA glycosylase
Biological process (GO): DNA repair; base-excision repair
Cellular component (GO): nucleus; mitochondrion
Molecular function (GO): hydrolase activity, hydrolyzing N-glycosyl compounds; uracil DNA N-glycosylase activity
Source: RefSeq, marked provisional
CCAUCCCAUUUGCCGGCCCAACAUGUCAGUAAUGUUCUGGCUCCUCCCCUUUCCUAAACUGCCGGUACUCUCUGAAAGUUGGCGCCAAACGAGCGUAGUCUGCAGCAUAAGGACUAAACAGCGAAUCGGUGCCGGCGUCAUAAUUCCAGGCUUCUCCAGGGGCGCUAUGAUCGGCCAGAGAACCAUUAACUCGUUUUUCGGGCCUGCAGCAAAGAAAAGAGCUGCACCCGAAGCUUUGGGAGAAGAAGGGCCAUACAAGGGAGAGAUCACACCUGUGAAAAAGAGCCGUCAGUCCGACGAAAAUGAAAUCCCCCCUGCCGUGUCUCCGCCCCUCAGCCCCGAGCAGCUGGAGCGCAUUCAGAGAAACAAGGCGGCUGCUCUGCAGAAACUAGCGGCGCGGCAUGUGCCUGAGGGGCUGGGGCAGAGCUGGAAACAGGCGCUGCUGGCAGAGUUUGCUAAGCCCUACUUUGUUAAGCUAUCGAAUUUUGUUGCAGAAGAGAGAAAGAAAUACACAGUUUAUCCACCCCCAGAAGAGGUAUUCACCUGGACACAAAUGGUUGACAUCAAAGAUGUGAAGGUUGUCAUUUUGGGUCAAGAUCCUUAUCAUGGACCAAAUCAAGCACAUGGACUUUGCUUUAGCGUUAAGAAACCAGUCCCCCCUCCUCCAAGCUUAGUGAAUAUGUACAAAGAACUGGAAACUGAUAUUGAAGGAUUUUCACACCCAGGGCAUGGUGAUCUGACAGGCUGGGCCAAGCAAGGAGUCCUCCUCCUCAAUGCUGUACUGACAGUCCGAGCUCAUAAUGCAAACUCUCACAAGGACUGUGGAUGGGAACAGUUCACAGACUCUGUGGUGUCCUGGCUAAACAAAAACAUGCAUGGUUUGGUUUUCAUGUUGUGGGGAGCUUAUGCUCAGAAGAAAGGCAGCAAUAUUGACAGAAAGAGGCACCUUGUUCUCCAAACUGUGCACCCUUCUCCCCUCUCAGCCCACAGAGGCUUUUUUGGCUGUUGUCAUUUCUCCAAAACAAAUGCCUACCUUCAGGGACUGGGAAAAAAGCCUAUUGACUGGAAAGCUCUGUGAUGAACAUUAUGAUGUCCUGGAGAUGCAAAUUCACUUUUUUUGUAUGUUUGCCACAUUCAGCAAGCACUUAUAGUUGUGGGUAAUAGUUGACGACUCUUGAUUAAACACUAAUAUGUGAUAUUUCUCCACAUAAAUGCUAUUUUAAACCACAGCUAUUUCAUUAUUGGCAAAACUUGUGCCUUACCUUGAUCUGAUCUUUUGUACAGUUUAGUUCAAUUACUAUUUUACUUACUAUGACUUUUGAAAUGGUUGUCUUUAUAAACUGUGUCUUGAUGUUCUUUAAUGCAUAAGAGAAUAACAUGUUAGUAUUUUCCACCUGGGUUUUGGUUAAGCAGUUAAAAAAAACAAAAAAAACUCUGAAAAUAUGCAGCUUAGCCAGAUUCUGGAAAAAGGGAAAGGACCAUGAAAACAUUCUGGAUGUGUUUUUCAAGUGGUACGGUAUCAUCUUAUGACUCUAGGCUAGCUCCAUACAAUAUAGUUUUUAGGAAAUGUUUGUCAUAUAUUUCCAAUAGACUUUUUAUUUUUGAUAAUGUAAUUUUUGUUUAUUAUAAUGUAUGCAAACAUUUGAAAUGUUAAUGAAAGGUGUUUUUAUCAGAGUGCAUAAAUAUAUUCCUUCUGCAUAUUUGUUUUGAUAUGCAAAGAUGGAAAAUCCUGUAGGUAAGCAAGAGAAAAUAUACAGAAAGUAAAAGUAUUUUGCAGUGCUUUACUUUGUAAAGGAUAUUAAUAGAUGAGAUCCCCUGCUUUAUACAUAAGCUUUGUAAGUUUAGGUUUCGGUGAAAAUUUAUUUCGUUUUUUUCCAAGAGAGUGCCAGCUUUAAGUCAAAUUACAAUGAGCAACAUUUUGCAGACUAUAACACUGCUGAAUUAUCAGUUUUCAUUUGUAAUUUACCCAAAACAAUUGUGAAUAGUUGUAAAUAAAAAAUGUAUUUUCCAAUAUUUGCCUGUAGAAGAAUUAUUAAAGAUGGUAAUGUUUACAACAUUUUUGUAAUAAACCAUUUAUAAAAA